Messenger RNA from Temnothorax curvispinosus, 2181 nucleotides. RefSeq names its product transcriptional regulator ovo-like. The transcript has 3 exons. Gene Ontology annotation, molecular function: DNA-binding transcription factor activity, RNA polymerase II-specific; RNA polymerase II cis-regulatory region sequence-specific DNA binding. The record is from RefSeq and is a predicted model, not a curated record. Gene Ontology annotation, biological process: epidermal cell differentiation; regulation of transcription by RNA polymerase II. NCBI's taxonomy places the organism in Eukaryota, Metazoa, Arthropoda, Insecta, Hymenoptera, Formicidae. Bases 1 to 2181 code for a protein of 726 amino acids. Gene Ontology annotation, cellular component: nucleus.
AUGGACAGACUCCUGUGGAGACUCCGCGGACGAGGAUGCAAGGCGACGGCGUAUGCCGAUGAUCUGUUCGUGCCUGUCGAAGGACAGAGCCGGGCGGAUCUGGAGAGAAUGGGAAACGAGUGGAUGAGGAUAAUGAGCGAAUGGGGUGCGAGUGUCGGUGUGAAAGUUUCAGAGAGCAAAACAGUCAUGAUGCUCCUGAAAGGGAAUAUGUCGGAAACGAGACACCCGAGCGUUAGUGUGAAUGGGAAGCAUGUGAGAACGGUCUCCACGGAGGCCACGCAGGUAUUGAUGGGUGGUCUUCCGUGGGACCUGGAGUGCGUGAAAAGAGGUAUGACUGUAAGAAUUAAGAAUGGCUGGAGAUUGGGCGAAAGAGGUAUUAUGAGUGAAGAGGAUGGAGCUUGCUCCCGCCGGUCGCGGGUAGGACCAUCGUGGCUCGGCUAUAUCUUGGCGGCCGCGGGACAUGGCAGAUCCUCGAAUUCGGGCAGUUCUUCCGGCGGCGGUGGUGGUGCCAACAAUUCCUCACCGUCGUCGAACGGCGGUGGCGGCGGCGGCGGUGGUGCUAUGAUCGGGGGAUGCGGUAACGGAGCGAUGAUCGGUAGCGGUGGUAGCGGCGGCGGCGGUGCUCUGGGCGGAGGAGCUGGUGCGGGUGGCAUGCCUCCCGGUGGAAACGGGGGUCGUGGUAACUACGGGCCAGGUUCGCCGCCGACGGGAUCCCUGCCGCCGUUCUACGAGUCCCUGAAGGGUGGCAACAACCUCGCGAACUUCGCCAAUCAGUACAACAGCUCUCAAGGAAACGCGUAUCUCACACCUUUGACGGCCGUCGGGAUCGAAUGCGACACUGGGCAACAGGAUAACUCUCAGUACGCGCAGUACAACGCGCAAGAGGGCAAACAAUACUCUCUCCUUCAGAAUGUUUGCGCGAACGUUUGUGCGUCCUACGGUCUGAAUUUUAAGGAAGAGGAAGAGGAGCUAGCGGGUUACAAAAUUCAGCCGAACGACCUGCUGUCCACUCAAUAUGGCACCUACGAUGUCACCGAUACGGGCAUGAUGGUAGACAUGGUAACUGGUGCCAUGGUGGUGGAUCCGCUACAGUUCACCGCAGCAACCUUGACCUUCAACUCGCCGUCUGAUCACACGGCGCUCCUCGAGACUCUCAACGAUGCGGCGGAUCUUCUGUUGCCCAGGCUGCAGACCGAGGACGGCAGCAGCGAUCUCCUGGAGGAGUCGCUACACUCGCCUGCCUCGACCGGCAGCAGUGGGAUCGGUCAAGACGCCGGUCAGAUGACCACUCCCGUUGAGCCUAGCGUCGAUCCUUUCCCCGAGCAUAGCAUGGCCUUGACCAGAGGCUUUGACACGAGACACUAUACGACUCCGCAACACUUCAACGCGUCCAAGCUUGCGGGAUUGAGCUACGCGGCCGGUGAGACGAGCUAUCAGUCGCUUCAAAAGGAACGUCCAGAGCUCGGAUUGCAUGUCAACCAAAAUCAUCAGCAUCAGCAGGAACAGCAGUUGCAGAUUCAGGUGCAGCUGCAGCAGCAGAAGCAACAGGCUACGUCGCCGCACCAACAACAGCAACAGCAUCAAAGUCUUCUGAGUCCCGGAUUGAAUUUCAAUAAUGGUUUAGAGAUAGACUCCGGUAGCAGCGUAGGCGUUAGUUUACCCAGCCCCGGGACUGCGAGCUGUUCCUUGGACGGCGCCUCGACCGGCACUUCACCGUCAUGCGGACUGGGAGAACACGCGCAUAGUCCAGUUGUGUCACCCACCACAGUCGCAGCUCAAGCCGCCGGAUCGCUGGGUUUACCAAGCGAUUGUCAACUAGAAUUUGUUAAUGGUGGUCACGGCAUAAAAAAUCCUCUAGCCAUCGAGGGUCAGAGACAGGCGGCAGCUACUCGAGAUGAGGAAAGAACUAAUCGCACUCCGCCUAGCAAGGACGACGAUCCCAGUCGCUUUACCUGUCGCGUGUGCAGCAAAACCUUCAGCCUUCAGCGGCUUCUUAAUCGUCACAUGAAGUGUCACAGUGACGUGAAACGUUACUUGUGUACAUUCUGCAGGAAGGGCUUCAACGAUACGUUUGAUCUCAAGAGGCAUACACGGACGCACACAGGUGUGCGACCCUACAAGUGCUUCCUCUGCGAAAAGAGUUUCACGCAUCGGCUUGACGGGUCACGGCAGUUUGAAUGA